This is a messenger RNA of Centropristis striata (black sea bass), 3752 nucleotides long. It is a transcript of the gene aopep, whose product is annotated as aminopeptidase O (putative). The coding region runs from base 107 to 2917 and encodes 936 amino acids. The transcript is spliced from 18 exons. NCBI's taxonomy places the organism in Eukaryota, Metazoa, Chordata, Actinopteri, Perciformes, Serranidae. The record is from RefSeq and is a predicted model, not a curated record. Gene Ontology annotation, cellular component: nucleolus. Gene Ontology annotation, molecular function: zinc ion binding; metalloaminopeptidase activity.
AUCUUGGAUAAACCAUUGAAUAAACGGAUAUAUAUAAACUACAAAGCGAGUUUAAAAGGCGGGAGGAACUCGGGUAAGAAACUACAAUCCGCUGCCGUCGCGCUAUAUGCGACGUCAUCACUGCACGACGUCGACAAGACGGAAACAGGUUCAGCCAUCUUUGGCUCAACUUUGCCGGCGUUUGUGUGACAUGGAGCCAGACGAGGACCUACACCCCGACAGAGAUGACCUUCCACUCCGAGCCAAUACUAACCAUAUACUUGUCAGACAUUAUGUGCUUGACCUGAGAGUUAAUUUUGACAGGAAGGUUAUCAGUGGUAGUGUUGUUCUGUUCCUGGAGCCAUGCUCAGGUUUAGAGACUGAAGCUGAGCAUGAUAUUGGACCUGGAUCUGGGACUAAAGAGGCUGAUGGGGGUCAGGAUGUGUCUGUGUGUAAAUCUCAUAAUGUGGAUUCACUGGAGGAUGAUACAAAAGGGCAUGUGGAGACUACAACAAGGAUGGAGAAGAUGUUUGGUGCUGGAGAAAGAGAUGGGGCUGAAUUUCAGGAUUUGUCUAGCACUGGGUCACAGACUGCAGCUGAAACCGAAAAUAUUCAGUCUUCACAUUCAUGGGAAAGCACCAGUGCUGGUGAUUUCACCUUAGUGCUGGACUGCUGUGACCUCGAUGUGUCAAAAGUAGAAGAGGUGGACAUCGCCUUUGUGUCAGCUAAAUCUCCCCUCCUACCAGAGGUUGCAUCUGAGAGGUCAGGUGUCAGAUCGGUGAACCCACAAGCAGACUUUAUUCAGAACCUUAUCUGCACGUCCUCCAGCCGAUGGAGGCAGAAGCAGCAGCUCUUUUUGCUGUGCAGCAGAGCCCCUGGUGCUCAGGAUGGCAGCUCACUGCGUUUUUAUACAGACAGAUGGAGUCUGCAGGUGAGGAAGAAGGGGGUCACGUCACCUCAGGAGUUCCCUCGUGCUCUCAGGAUUUGGUAUGAGACCAGACCGACAGGAGGAUCUGUGAGGUGGACCAAAGACCAGGACAACAGGGUGUGUGUUUACACUGCCGGUUCUCCCAUCAACAACCGAGCCCUCUUCCCCUGCCAGGAGCCGCCUGUUGCCAUGUCAACAUGGCAGGCAACAGUACGGGUCCCCAGUGAGUGUGUGGUUUUGAUGAGCGGGGAGGAGCAGACUGUACCUAUUGAGGACGGGGACACACGCUCCUUAAUCUGGAAUUACUACGUCACUAUGCCCAUGCCUGCCUCCACCUUCACCUUGGCUGUGGGCCACUGGCACCAAGUCACAGCAGAAAUUCCCCCAGUGUUGGAAAAAGGGGUGAGGGACAGGACAGACUGGUGCGAGGAAGCCAAACUUGAGGCAAGACCUGGGGAAUGGACCGAGUCUGACCUUAUGUCUGGACUUGGAACCUCCGUCAGUGAAGUAGUAAAGGGCUCUCCAGUCAAGACUGGCAGCGGAGACCAGACCACCCGCUCAGACUCUGCAUUCUGUUACUCUUCCCUUGAGGACGAUGGCCCCUCUGUAACAGAUUAUUCAGGCAUGGUGGAUGACGGCAUCUCUUGUUCCCAUGGCGACUACCCUUGCCGAUUUACUGAGCAGGCGGCUAGGUCCCAGCGGGUGAUUCCACACCGUGUGUUUGGCCCCGUCUGCUUGCUACAGAAGGCCCAGACAGGAGUCCUCAAGCUUUUGCCUCGAUGUUUGGCUGCAGCCCACGCCGUUCUGGGGGUCCAUCCCUUUCCUCGCCUUGAUGUUCUUAUCGUCCCUGCGGGGUUCUCCAGUCUGGGCAUGGCCAGCCCCCAUAUAAUUUUCCUGUCCCAGAGCGUGUUGUGUGCUGGGAGUCCAGGUUCUGGAGAGAACAGCCUGUCUCUGUGUGGGUCCAGGAUAUGCCAUGAGAUUGCCCACUCCUGGUUUGGCCUGGUUAUCGGAGCCAGAGACUGGACUGAGGAAUGGAUCAGCGAGGGCUUUGCAACCUACCUGGAGGACAUUAUCUGGGCCCAAGCACAACAACUCUCCUUCCAAGAGGCAGCAGAACAGUCUGACCUGAAGGCACUGCUGAGGUGGAGACGGCUCUCUGAUGAGUUGCAGAACUCGGAGGAAGCACUUCAAAUCCUCAGACCGAACAUGGAGAACACUGGUCAGGUCAGCGAGUCAGGCUCCUCCACGGUUAAACAUGCUCUCAACCCUGACAAAACCUUCAUGCAAGUCCACUACCUCAAGGGUUAUUUCCUCCUCAGGUUCUUGGCGAGUCAAGUGGGAGAGAAACAAUUCAUCACCUUCUUCAGAUUAUUUGUGAAGAAAUACCAUGGGCAACUCAUUUUGUCUCAGGAUUUCCUGCGAAUGCUGCUGAUUACCUUUCCCGGCAUGGAGAGAAAAGGCCUCACCCUCGGUGCUAUUUAUGCUGACUGGCUCGAUCGACCGGGAAUUCCAAAGUGGCUGUAUGAAAGGAGCGCCGUGUGGUCACAGGCGAGGCUGGUGGAAGAAGUCAAAGCAGAGGUUGUAAAAUGGAUUCUCCUCAGUCAGAGUCAUCAGGGGAAGGGCAGAAAGCGGAAGAGAAUAGAGACCAAGGUGAACUACAAAGAGGUGACGUCGGAGCAGCUAGUGAUGCUUUUGGAGCUUCUGCUGGAGGAAGAGGAGCUGAGCGUGGCAGCUAUGCGAGCUCUGAAGAGAACUUACAACCUACAGAUGCAAGACGCUGAGAUCCGACAUCGCUGGUGUGAGCUUGUGGUCAAACAUGCGGACAAUCGUGCUUACGGAGAUGUGGAACACUUUCUGCUUCAUGACCAGGCCAUGGGUGUGUAUCUGUAUGGGGAGCUGAUGGUUCAAGAGGACGCUGAGCAGCAGGCUCUUGCCCGUCGCUGCCUGUCAUCGGUCCAGGAAGAAAUGGACCAAUCAGCACGCAGAGUGGUGGAGGAGAUGGUCCUAUGACAUUGGAGGUUGCAGACUACAGAAGGAGAUGACAGGAGUUUGGCACUCGGGGCUUACGAGGGUCCGGCGCUCACCUCCUCUUCCUCUGUAGGAGUGGGGACGCUGCAGAAUCGCUCAGCAGUGUGAACACCAGAAGGCUGCGCUCGUACGCCACAGCCAAGGCCAACUGGCGAGGUUUAGAGCACAGCAGUUCUGUCCAUUCAAUUCAAGAAAUAACUGGUGUGUGUGUGACCAAUAACAAUACAAGCUGUUCCUCGAGAGAUGCCAUGUUGUUGACUACAGUGUUGUUGUGGUAAGAGAGAAAAAUUACAUAAUUUCACAUUUUCGUUUUGAGAGAUAUUGAGGUGGAUGGAGACACUGCACAUCCAUCCAUGUUUAAGAACCUGAGCUGCUGUGUUUAGGUUAGUUUCUGUGUGUGCAGGUGGGAGUUCAUGUCUGUUUAGUCUGAAGCCAUGAUCUGGUUCUUAGACAGGAAAUACUUUCAGUGGAGACACAUUUUUAUACAUAACAAAUUACUUCACUCUGGCCAGUAAUGACACCGGAAAAUAUACAACCUCUCGGGGCAUUUCUAUAUGUGUAAAUGAUGGUUUUGUAACGGCUGUGCCAACAAAUAAUAAUGAUAAACCUGUUUUUGUCUUUGUUUUUUUUUAAGGGAUUUAUUUUUAUAUGUUCCUGUUAAAUAAAAUGUUUUCACAAAAAAAUGCAUUAGUUUUUUAAAUCUUAUUCCAUCAACGAAGAAGCAAAACCUGAAUAUCAUUUAAUACCCUGUGCCUAUUAUACUGAUUUUAUAUGUAACUAGGUAUGAAUAGCAUUGAAUUUCAUAGACAUCUGUAUA